Eutrema salsugineum is the source of this 1642-nucleotide messenger RNA. RefSeq names its product probable cysteine protease RD21C. NCBI's taxonomy places the organism in Eukaryota, Viridiplantae, Streptophyta, Magnoliopsida, Brassicales, Brassicaceae. The coding region runs from base 45 to 1403 and encodes 452 amino acids. Gene Ontology annotation, molecular function: cysteine-type endopeptidase activity. Gene Ontology annotation, cellular component: lysosome. The record is from RefSeq and is a predicted model, not a curated record. The transcript has 5 exons.
GAAAUCUCAUUGAAACAUAACAAAAACAACAACAACAACAAAAAAUGUCUAAUCCAAUCAGAUUUAUAACCCUAUCUCUCGUGAUCUUCUCGGUGUUACUAACUUCCCUAUCUCUCGGCGGCGUCACGGCGAAGGUGACGAUCCAGGACGAGGCGCAAGUGCGGCGGAUGUACGAGCGGUGGCUCGUGGAGAAUCGUAAGAACUAUAAUGGUCUUGGAGAGAAAGAGACACGGUUCCAGAUCUUCAAGGACAACUUGAGGUUCGUGGAAGAGCAUAAUUCGGUCCCGGGUCAGAGUUACGAACUCGGGUUGACCCGGUUCGCGGAUCUGACGAACGAAGAGUUUCGAGCGAUUUACUUGAGGAGGAAGAUGGAGAGGACUAGAGAUUCGGUGAAGGGUGAGAGGUAUUUGUACAAGGAAGGAGAUUCUUUGCCUGAUGAAGUCGAUUGGAGACAGAAAGGCGCCGUUGGUCCAGUCAAAAAUCAAGGAAACUGUGGAAGUUGUUGGGCGUUUUCGGCGAUUGGUGCGGUUGAAGGGAUAAACCAGAUCAAGACAGGAGAAUUGAUAUCUUUGUCGGAGCAAGAACUUGUUGAUUGUGACACGAGCUACAAUGGUGGAUGUGGUGGUGGUCUCAUGGACUAUGCUUUUCAGUUCAUUAUCAAAAACGGUGGUAUUGACACAGAGGAAGAUUACCCUUACACCGCAACUGAUGUUAACAUGUGCAAUUCCGACAAGAAGAACACACGUGUUGUUACCAUCGAUGGUUAUGAGGAUGUUCCUCAAAACGAUGAGAAGUCUUUGAAGAAAGCUCUCGCUAAUCAACCAAUUAGUGUUGCCAUUGAAGCCGGUGGCCGAGCUUUCCAGCUUUACAAAUCCGGUGUGUUUACAGGAACAUGUGGUACAGCUUUGGACCAUGGUGUUGUAGCCGUGGGAUACGGAUCAUCAAGUGGUCAAGACUAUUGGAUUAUUCGUAACUCAUGGGGAUCGAACUGGGGAGAAAGCGGAUACAUUAAGCUCGAGCGUAACAUCGAUGACUCAGCCGGGAAAUGCGGUGUGACAAUGAUGGCAUCUUACCCUACCAAAUCAUCGAGCUCGAACCCACCAAAACCGCCACCUCCUUCACCUGUUGUUUGUGACAAGUCUUACACUUGUCCAGCCAAGUCCACUUGUUGUUGUCUCUAUGAGUACAAAGGCAAAUGCUAUAGCUGGGGAUGUUGUCCGCUUGAGUCAGCUACUUGCUGCGAGGAUGGCUCUAGUUGCUGCCCUCAGUCAUACCCUGUCUGUGAUUUGAGGGCCAAUACUUGUAGAAUGAAGGGAAACAGUCCGUUCAGCGUAAGAGCUUUGACACGAGGCCCAGCGAUUGCGUCCACGAAGGCUACAAACGUGCUUGUAAGCAGCGCUUGAGGAGAGAUUAAUCGAAUAAAGAAGCGAUUUGUUUUCAACUUUUUAAUCCCAAGUUGCCAAGAUUCGUCUUUUGUCUUUAGACACUUCAAGAUUGGAUCAUAGUUUGAUUACUCUCGUUAAUUUUAAUUUGUUUAUCUUGGAUCUGAUUUGACUUGCGGUAAAUGUGUAAGAAGGAAUCAGAUAUUUACUCCAUAGCAUUAAUGUAAUCUUCCUCGAAUAAUAAAAAUUUGACUUGUAAA